Molecule: messenger RNA, 1580 nt
Organism: Micromonas commoda
Lineage: Eukaryota; Viridiplantae; Chlorophyta; Mamiellophyceae; Mamiellales; Mamiellaceae
Gene: VDE
Product: violaxanthin de-epoxidase
Exons: 1
Coding region: 1-1494 (497 amino acids)
Biological process (GO): xanthophyll cycle
Molecular function (GO): violaxanthin de-epoxidase activity
Source: RefSeq, a predicted model, not a curated record
AUGGCCCUCACGUGCGCCGCGUCCGCGCCCGUCUCCGUUCGUCGUCGUCCUCCGAGGAAAAUUUCAUCGUCGGGCGCGACGAGCGCGACGAAGGCGACGAUGGCGGCCCUAUCGCCCUUCUCUAUGCGCGCGCGCGCGUUUCCUCACCGGCGUCUCUCCGCCGCGAUCGUCGUUCGCGCCUCCUCCGAGGAGGCGACGUCCACCUCGUCCAGCGCCCCAUCCGAGCGGGACGAGGAUGAGGAGGAGCGUCGGGAGCUGGGGCGAAGCUCCUUGGGGGAGAAGCUCCGCGGCGGCGUCGCCGCCUUCGCCGCCGCCGCCGCGCUCUCCCUCUCCCUCCCGAACGCCGCCGGCGCCAUCGACGCUCGCGUCGUCGAGACCGGCAAGUGCCUCCUCUCCCAGUGCAACGUCGAGCUCGCGGGUUGCCUCGCCGACGAGAAGUGCGCAGAGUCCCUCGUGUGCCUCCAGGGUUGCUUCGGCAAGCCCGACGAGGCGGACUGCCAGAUCAAGUGCGGGGAUUUGUACGCCUCCAAGGCGGUGCAGACGUUCAACACGUGCGCCGUCAGUAACAAGAACUGCGUCAAGCAGAAGCAGGACACGGGCGAGUACCCGGUGCCGUCGCUGGACGCGAUGGCGCCCGACUUUGACGCAAACGUCUUCGGAAAGGAAGGCCGGUGGUACAUCGUCGCCGGGUUGAACAAGGACUUCGACGUCUUCGACUGCCAGGAGCACUUCUUCAGCGCGCCCGAUAAGGAUCACAUGUACGUGAAGAUCAACUGGCGCGUCGCCCGUCCGAACGGUCAAUUCUACGAGAGGUCCGACGUGCAGACGUUUUAUGCCGACGAUAAAACUUCGUCGAUUAUGCACAACAACGGCAACGAGUACCUCCACUACCAGGACGACUGGUACGUGCCGGGGUACAAGGACGGCGAGUACGUGUUCGUGUACUACAAGGGCACGAACGACGCGUGGGACGGCUACGGCGGCGCGGUGGUGUACUCGACGUCGCCGACGCUGCGGCCCGAGUACGUGCCCGAGCUCACGAAAAUCGCCGAGAAGGUUGGGGUGAAGUUUAGCGAUUUCGUCGUGACCGAUAACUCGUGCAAGCCGCAGGCGCCGCUCAAGGUGACGGCGGUGCGAGAUUUGGACACCCUCGGCGACGACGUCGUGGCCAUCGAGCGCGAGGUGGUCAAGGACGAGAAGGCGUUGUUCUCCUUUGUCGGGAAAGAGGGGCGGCUGUUCGCCAGGGAGGUGGGCAAGGACUCGCGCCUCAUCGCCAGGGAGGUGGGCAAGGACGCGAGGCUCCUGGAGAAGGAGAUCGAGAAGGACCUCGGCCUGGUGUCGUUCGGACCUCGCUUCACGGCGCUGAAGACGAACGACGCGAGCGAUCUUCCCAAGGUUGAGCUCACCGGAAAAGCCAAGGCUGAGCAGGCCAAGGCUGAGCGGCUCGUGAACAAGGUGGAGGCGAACAUCGGCCGCGCCCAGGACGGGCAGUGACGAUCGGCGCGGGCGGAGUGCCAGGUGCGAUCGCAUCUAUUAUGUAGAUCUACGAUUUAACACGAGUUGGAACACGAGUUGAGCCG